Messenger RNA from Ictalurus furcatus (blue catfish), 3630 nucleotides. It is a transcript of the gene vsig10, whose product is annotated as V-set and immunoglobulin domain containing 10. The record is from RefSeq and is a predicted model, not a curated record. Gene Ontology annotation, biological process: cell-cell adhesion. Gene Ontology annotation, molecular function: cell adhesion molecule binding. Lineage: Eukaryota; Metazoa; Chordata; Actinopteri; Siluriformes; Ictaluridae. The coding region runs from base 329 to 1930 and encodes 533 amino acids. The transcript is spliced from 9 exons. Gene Ontology annotation, cellular component: cell-cell junction.
GUGGCGCAUCCGGAAUACACAACCACACUUCCGGGAGAGAGAGAACGAGAGAGAGAAAGAAAGAAAGAACAGGUGUAUAAAGGGAAAGUAAGCAGGCAGACAUGAACAUGGACGCAGUUAAGACUUGAUAUAUCCUUCAAACUGAAACGUCUGUGGGUUUGUUUUGUUUGUUUUUUCAACAGUCGAGAAAACCGCAACUUCCUGAUUUGUCUAAGCUCGCGCUGUUUACAUUUGACAGAUAUGACUUUUUACGUCCGUAACAAAUGGUCUGAGCAGCUGCUGCGCGCGCGCGGUCCCUUCUCGUCCUUCUAAACUUCCGGCUACGGCGAUGAAAAUAUCCGGAAUAACUUUUCUGAACUUUUUGCUUUUAUAUCAUACAGUGUUAACGGAUGACGAAGUUACAGUAAUCAGAGAGUUGGGGGAGAACAUCGUGCUGCCAUGCCUCAACCUCCCCGUCAACACCACCCCGUCACUGACCCACUGGUUAAAGGGCAGCAUGGUGCUAGCCACCCGUAACCACUCUCUGCCUGCCAGCACGACGCAUAAAUUGACGCAUAUAUCCAUCCUGGACAACAGCAGCUUGAGCAUCGCUGGCUUGAUGACUAUAGACGAGGAAGUGUAUCGGUGUGAGACUGAGCCGAGGGAUACCGACGUGCCACAUGCAGUUCAGCUACUGGUCACAGAUGGUCCAAAGGACAUGGUGGUAAAUGUAAAACCGGCGACGUCGCUCCCAAAUGGAACAUGGUUCGUCGUCGAAGCCACCGACGUUGUUUUUAACUGUUCCAGCAAGUCAUACCCCUCGCAGAACCUGACCUGGACAUUUGAGGAUGUGACCCUGAAAGAAAACAAAAGCAGGGCAUUUGGGAAGGAUUCAUCUCUGAACUUUACGAUCUUUAACAUUCGGCCUGAGGAUCAGACAAACUACACGUGCCUCGCUGAGAACAUCGUCUCCAAGAAAGCGGAGACACGAAGACUGGAACUGCUCGUCUACUAUGCUCCAGAAAUUCACCCGGACUGUAUUUGGCACUAUGGCUCUCAGCUCGAUCAGGUCCUCUUUAACUGCUCCUGGUAUGGAGCUUACCCGACCCCCACGCUAACGGUGAUAUUGGAGUCAAAAGCAGGCGGGGAACCCAUACUGAACGCAUCGCAGGAGACGGAGAACUUUGAGCUGACUCUGAACAGGAGCAUGCUGUAUGAGGGCCAGAAGAUCACCUGUGUAGGAAAACACAUAGCACAAACGCCUGGGGCCGAUAAGUCAUGCACCUUCACACUUGUGGCUCCAUACCCGAUCGGACAACCGAUGGUUGCUGCUCUGGAAGGCACGAACAUCACCCUCUCAUGCACCGAGUCCAAGUCUCUGCCUCCUGCUAAAACCGUAUGGCUGCGUGGAAAAAAUCGGGCGCCCAUCGUUCCCAGCUCCAAGUACAUUGUGGUUGAGCAGGGCCCGAGUCUGAGCCUCACCAUAGUCAACGCCACCAUGGAUGAUCAGGACGUGUAUUUCUGCUGGAGUGAAAACGUUGUCGCUUUCCAUGCACUGGAGGUCUCCCUUACUAUCAGAUCCUCUGCGGAUAAGUCCGGAGCCGUGGUCGGGGUCUUCAUAUCAAUUUUAAUUUUAAUAGCUGGAUUCACAGUGGGCUACUUUCUGUACACCCGCCGUGACAGGAUAUGUCUGGGUUUCCGAUUUGGUCGUUUAAACGAUGACAACAUGGACGUGAUGACUCUCAUCGACUCCGACGAGGAAGACGUUUUCCACGAUGCCGUUCCGAGGCUCCCUCCACUUACUAACGGUCACGUUCCUACUCCAGCGACCACGCUUGUCGAAAUUCACUGCAUUCAGUCCAGUGAUCAUGAAGAUAAUGUGCAUGAUACAGGCCUAGAUCAUCACACACAAGACCAGACACAGGAUCACACAGAGCCAGAUGAAAAAUAAAGAAAGGGACUUGAACUGUACAGAAUUUCUUUCAAGAGCCAUUACAUUGGCUCAUUUUAUUUAAUAAUGCAGGGAUCUGAAGUUGCAAUUUGUGUGUGUUUGUAUGUGUGUGUGUGUGUGUGUGUGUGUGUGUGUGUGUGUGUUUGUUUUUACAGUAGAAUUAGCUGUUAAAAUGGUUGUAUAAAAUAAUAAUAAUAAUUGUAUUUUUUUGUUUACUUGCCAUGUAAUUUUGGCCACAUUGCGUGUGUGUGUGUGUGUGUGUGUGUGUGUUGUUAUCCACUGCUUUGUAUAAAAGCAUCAAAACUGUCCAUAUGCGUUAAGACAAUGUUUUGAAAGGGUUUUUUUUUUUUAAAUUCCCUUUUAUUUGAAUGCAAAAGAAGCUUUUUCUAAUUCUGUCUGAUUGCUUUGAGAAUGAUGCAAUAUAACUACAAUAUCUACUGUAAACUGUAUGCGGGUUUUCAGUGCAGCCGGUGGACGUCCUUUAUUUUUCUGAAUAAUUGAUUAAUCUGAUAAGAAUGAUCAGAAGGUUUCUUGAGGGUGUUGGCACAGCGAGUAGUUUCCCUUCUUUUGGGCUAUUUUUAAAACAAAAUUGGACUGGAAAAAACACCAGAUCUAUUUUAUAUAGUUUUGAAAUGAUUCGUCAGGGUCUAGAUGAUCAUUAAUUUGGUUUGAAAAUGAAUGCAGUAAUGUAAACUAAUGUGGAUUUUUAGUACAAAUUGUUUCCUGUUGAAAGAGUGGGAAAAGUUGAUGUCACGUAUCAAGAAACUCUGGACUCCACUUCCCAUCAGCCACUGCACUGCUCUAGUUGUCACAUGACCACCUGCACCUGAUUCACGUUUUGGUUAAUGAGCACUCGUGUAUAUAUAGUCCUUGUCUGCACUAUUUGCUUGUCUUUCGUUGUCUUAGACCGCUGUGUUCCAUGUUUCUUGAUCUUGUUAGUUUAUGUUUAGUUUUGCCACAGUAUUAUGCCAAGUUGUCCUAGACUCUUGUCGUUCAUGUCUCGGUGUUUUGUUUCAUGCCACAGUGUUAUACCAAGUUGUCUUAGUGUCUUUGUUUCAUAGUACGUUUGUUUAAAUAAAUGUCAUUAUCUGCACCUGCUUCUGGCUCGACCUCGACACGUGACAGAACGAAAGACCAGCAAAUAGUGCAGACAAGGACUAUAUAUACACAUGAGUGCUCAUUAACCAAAACGUGAAUCAGGUGCAGGUGGUCAUGUGACAACUAGAGCAGUGCAGUGGCUGAUGGGAAGUGGAGUCCAGAGUUUCUUGAUACGUGACAGUUGAUUGAUAAUCUUGAAUGAACGGAAGAGUUUGACAAAGCUGGAACUGUUUGAAGUGUGUCUUUUUUAAAUUUAUUUAAUAAUUAAAAAAUAAUAAUAAAAUCUAUAAUAUUGCCCUUUCCAUUUCCUAACAAGACUGUAAUAUCAGGGAUAUUUUAGAAAAUAUUAGCAACCUGUAUAUCCACAACUGUAUUAAAUUAUUACUGUUAUUAUUAUUAUUAUAUAUAAGAAAUGUUACAAAACAAAACAUUUGUUGUUGAAAGGAAAAAUGCUGCACUUAAAUGAAGCAUCAUGUCACGGGAUGAUGCAUUACGACUCUUUUCAGUGAGUCAGAUCAUUUCGCUCGGCUCACGAAUGAAAUCCGACUCCUACGGCUUCCAAACGAUUCGGUGCCAUUUUGUCCUAAACUGGACAAAGAUUG